AUGGCUGUGGCUACUAUACUAUUCCUGACAAUUUACUCUAUUAAGUCGAUCAAAGAAGUUUAUGACAGAGAGCCGAAAACGCUGGUAGAUGUAUCGUUCGAUUUAAGUAGGAUAUACGAGGGCACCCACGGCAAUAGCAGUAGCAACAUCACCAAUGAUUACAGUACAGAUAGCAUAGAUGCAACUUUUGAUAGCAGUAUGGCUAAUAUAUACCUUCACACACCAUAUGCAUCAAUAGAUAACGAUGUAGAUGACUACGAUAAGCUUACAGUGGUUUAUCUUGUUGAUGCCUGGAGUAUAGGAGAUAGAGAGCGUUUAAGAGCACAUUAUCCAGUCUCUGCCCCAGUUGAUCUCUUAUUCGGGCUGAAAUGGAGUGAGGAUCUAGAGUGGAAAUACUUGCAAACUGUUGAAAAUGCCAGGUAUGGAGAUAUAGUCGAGCUCGUUGCGGAAAGUUACUGGGUCUAUGCGACAUAUCGCGCACUCGCUAGAAGACAAAAUAUGAAAGGGUGGAUAGUGUAA
This is a messenger RNA of Wallemia mellicola CBS 633.66, 519 nucleotides long. RefSeq lists its product as hypothetical. The coding region runs from base 1 to 519 and encodes 172 amino acids. The record is from RefSeq and is a predicted model, not a curated record. NCBI's taxonomy places the organism in Eukaryota, Fungi, Basidiomycota, Wallemiomycetes, Wallemiales, Wallemiaceae. The transcript has a single exon.